AUGUUACUGCCUAGAAUGAAAUCUGAAAUGACUAUUACUCAAAAACUAACUGAAAAUGGUUUACAACAAUUUUGUCGUUUACGACCAAAUCAUAAAUCACUAUCUAUGAAUGAUCCAAAUUAUCAAAGAUAUGCAAAUCUGUUGAUGUCUUCAAUAGGCAAUAUAGUGUGUGUUUAUUCUGUACUGGAGGUUGAACAAGCUUUAUGUAAAAAGAUUGACGCUGGUGAAACAAAUGAACAUUCAACAAAGAAAUUGGCUAUAGCAGCUUGUAGUCUCCCGUCGAUUGACAAGCCUGUCUUCCCAUCGCUGUCAAAUGAUUUGUUAUCAUUUCUGGAAAAGUAUACUGAAGACAAUUCAUACGUAGUUCUGGUCACCGAUCAAAACAGCUGCAUUGUACGUAAUCAUGAUCAAGUGAUUAGUCGGAUAAGCAAAGAGGAUAAUUCUAAUGAAGUUGCAGUCUAUCCACCGACAAUCUUAGAACCACAAGACUUAUCCACAUUACAUAUGCCGCUUGACUGGAAUUCAUCAAAUCCAACGCCCAACGAAUGUUGUCUACUUGCCUAUCGUUUAUCAGAUGAAGGUAGUUGGCGUUCAUGGACAAAUUUAUAUACUUCAGGUGUAUGGACUGGAGAGGAAAAAGCCACCGCCACCACCACUGAUGGUGAUGCGGAUGAUGGUGCGAAUAAACAGCAUGGCGACGAUGCUGAUGGUGAUGGUAUACAUGAUCUGAAAAGAACACCAAGUGGCACAAGGAAUACACAGAAUCCAGCGGCGAAGACUACCACUGAUGAAGUCGAUCCAGACGAUAUGAUAUUGGAUAGUGUUAAUGUUGCACUGACACGUGCUCAACACUUAGAAGAGAAAGAGAAACGACGUUUGCUGGCGAAUAAAUUUAAUUUUAGUGAUUAUUGUUCAGAUUUAUGGCAAUAUAUUGAUCCUGUUACACUAGCCUCUACCUAUAAGGGAAUAUUAAGAUCUAUGAUGGAGGAUAAAACAGCAGCAACCACCGCCGCCGCAUUUGAAAGAAUUCGUUUCGAUUGUUGGCCAGCUAGUCCAUAUCAACUGUUGGAUUUAUUGCGUUUAACACUAUGUCAUAUGGAAUCAAAGAUCCCUCUAGCAUUCUUCACACCUGCCUGGCGAGCUCAUCGUACUGAAUGGAUUAAAGAUGUUCUAGAUUGUAAAUCACCAUCCGACCUGGCAUUUGUACUGGCUAGAUUGGAAGCAUCAAUUCGCACUGUAUGCUUUCAACGUGUAUGGUUCAGUUCACUGGGUCAUCUCAAUCUGGAACGAUUCACAGCUGCUCAAAGAGAGGAGGACAAGCGAAUAAGACAAUUUGAUCGCCUGACUUCAUCAUCAUCCUCUGCCGGUGGUGCUGGGAAUGCGGCGGCGGCCAGUUUACCUGCAAAUCUUAUACGUACAAAAACUCCUCAUCCAAUUAGACAUACAGUCUGGAAGACACGUGGUGAAGAAUAUCGCCGGUUAGGUGGAGAUGGUUGGAUGUGGAUAAGUUCAACACGUGGUAAUGCUGGCCGGGUAGCUCAACGUGCCUUUAAAACUCUUCCUCCAAUAUCUUAUUGGCGUAAUAAUGCUGCGGCAACAAGCAAUCGUCGUACUAAUCCUCGUGGCCUUCAACACGGUAUUGGAUGGGGUGUUUGUCCGGAAUAUAUAGAAGGUCAAAUACCCGUGAAACCGCCUAAAGCAAGUGAAUGUCGUGGGCAUGUCCUGCAUCCAAUCACAGGAUCCCAUUAUAUUUAA
Trichobilharzia regenti is the source of this 1755-nucleotide messenger RNA. The record is from the annotation of a GenBank genome assembly. NCBI's taxonomy places the organism in Eukaryota, Metazoa, Platyhelminthes, Trematoda, Strigeidida, Schistosomatidae.